This is a messenger RNA of Colletotrichum abscissum, 948 nucleotides long. RefSeq lists its product as uncharacterized. The coding region runs from base 1 to 948 and encodes 315 amino acids. The record is from RefSeq and is a predicted model, not a curated record. The transcript has a single exon. NCBI's taxonomy places the organism in Eukaryota, Fungi, Ascomycota, Sordariomycetes, Glomerellales, Glomerellaceae.
AUGAUUGACACGACAGCCUUGGAAGCCGUUAUCCAGCAAGUCCUCCCCUCAAUCAAGUCACAUAGAGCGGAGUUGGCGACCCCCUUUAUUCUUGGCCUUUCGGGCCUGCAGGGAAGUGGAAAGUCAACAUGGGCUGAGGCUCUUACCAACACACUCAACGCCAAGUAUGGCAUCAACACAAGAACGCUUUCACUAGACGACCUGUACCACGACCAUGACCAGCUGGUAUCAUUGAGAGAUUCUAAUCCCGGAAAUGGCCUUCUCCGGACUCGCGGACAACCCGGGACACAUGAUGAAGAUCUAGCGCGACGCUUCUUCGACGAUGUGUCAAAGCCACAGUCAAAUCAGACAGACUCAGAGCCCGUCAAGUGGCCGUCAUUCGACAAAAGUCUCUUCAGCGGUGAGGGAGGCAGAGCCCCAGAGUCACAGUGGGACACCGUGCCGAGGAACCCACCUCUGGAGGUUCUCAUCUUCGAGGGUUGGUGCCUUGGUUUCCAGCCACUGUCACCCGAGGAAGUUGAGGAGAAGUGGAAAAGAGCCAAGGAAUCAUCAACAGCAAACUCCGAGGACAUUCAGCUAUCCACAACGACACUAGCCAGCCAUAGCCUCGAGCAUCUUCAGCUCAUCAACCGGAACCUGGAAAGGUACUGCGAGAGCUUCAUGGGCCCCUGGCGCUUCGACGCAUUCCUUCACCUCAGCACAGACCAGUUAGUCAACGUCUACCACUGGCGUCUGGACCAGGAGAGGGCGUUGCGGGAGAAGAAAGGUGCGGGCAUGACAGAUGCGGAGGUUGUUCGUUUUGUUCAGGGGUACAUGCCCGCGUAUGAGCUGUAUCUAGAGAGGUUGACCAACGAGUCGUUCUUCCCACAGCAGGAUGCCAGAAGAAAGGCUCAUGUUCGCGUUAUAUUAGACUCUAAUCGAAAAGUCCUAGGCGUCUCCAAGGCGUAG